UGUAUACAUAGAAGCUAAUAUAAGAGGAACACAUGACACAGCAUCCACAGUCAGUCAUUCGGUGUUCGUAUUAUUCACUCGGCUUUUACGUUCGUUUUCUACUCGAUAAUUCAAAAUGUAUCGCUCGUUUAUAUUAUUUAUCACAGCUGUUACGGUAGUCACAGCCAAGGAAUUAGUCGCGGUCGUUCGUUUGACGCCUCACGAUCCAGCUGUAAAAAAUGUUAUGGGUGACAUUACGAUUACUCAAUCUGUACCAAAUGGACCGGUUAAAUUGAGCGGUAAAGUAAAUGGUUUAACUGCAGGACUUCAUGGAUUUCAUGUCCAUGAGAAAGGAGAUCUAAAGGACGGUUGUAAGUCAACGGGUGCCCAUUUUAAUCCUGAAAAUAAUGUUCACGGUGCUCCAGAGGAUACAAUCAGACACGUUGGUGAUUUGGGUAAUAUCGAAGCCAAUGCCGAAGGAGAAGCGAUUAUUGAUAUCACCGAUAAAGUUAUCUCUCUUAGUGGUCCUAACAAUAUUUUGGGUCGGGCUAUCGUAAUACAUUCUCAGGAAGAUGAUUUGGGUAAAGGCAACAGUGCUCUAUCGAAUUCGACAGGAAACGCAGGAGAUCGUUGGGCUUGUGGAAUCGUCGCUGUCCACUAAAACUGUGACAAAUCAUCGAUCGGAAUAUGGCAUAAGGACAACUUCCGGUACGAGAAUAAAACAUCGACGCACUUUUUUAGAAUUAGCUUCGGGAUUACUAAUGCGUCUUAAUUAGGAUAUUCUGACUUUUUAUUUUUCUCGAUUCGUUUAUUUCUAAUAUAUGCGUACAUACGUCGAUAUAUUUUAUUUGUCUUUAUAUACUCAAGAUAAAUUCUCAAUAAAUAAGUAAUUCUUUUUUCAUAUUACUCUUUUAAAUGUAGACUGCUAAUAGAUCAAAGGUAAUAGGAACGAUGAAUAAUCUGAAAUGUAUGAUAUCACGUUGUGUAUUCAGUUGGCCUUUUAGUCUGUCUCUUAUCUUUAUUUUAAAAUAGUUUAGUAUGUUUACCUUUUAUAUGUAAAUUGGUAAUACUUAUAAAAAUAUUUCUUGUUU
Messenger RNA from Polistes canadensis, 1070 nucleotides. Its product is annotated as superoxide dismutase [Cu-Zn], chloroplastic-like. NCBI's taxonomy places the organism in Eukaryota, Metazoa, Arthropoda, Insecta, Hymenoptera, Vespidae. The record is from RefSeq and is a predicted model, not a curated record. Gene Ontology annotation, biological process: removal of superoxide radicals. Gene Ontology annotation, molecular function: superoxide dismutase activity; copper ion binding. Bases 116 to 640 code for a protein of 174 amino acids. The transcript is spliced from 5 exons.